Messenger RNA from Exophiala bonariae, 1590 nucleotides. RefSeq lists its product as uncharacterized. The record is from RefSeq and is a predicted model, not a curated record. Gene Ontology annotation, molecular function: actin binding; adenylate cyclase binding. The transcript has 4 exons. The coding region runs from base 1 to 1590 and encodes 529 amino acids. Gene Ontology annotation, biological process: actin filament organization; cytoskeleton organization. Lineage: Eukaryota; Fungi; Ascomycota; Eurotiomycetes; Chaetothyriales; Herpotrichiellaceae. Gene Ontology annotation, cellular component: cytoplasm.
AUGGCAGCUCAGGGGAACAUGCACAAUUUGACCACGCUCAUCAAAAGAUUAGAAGCUGCAACAUCACGACUCGAAGACAUUGCGAGUUCUGUAGAUGGACCAUCAAAUGGGACUAACGGUUCGGCCGCAGCGGCCAUUACCUCCUUUGGCCAUCCAGGCGGCGUUGCAGAGCAGCCUCCCCCACCCCCCGAACCCCUACCCAGGUCUAUCGAAGCUUUCGACAAGAUUAUCGAGGAAGAAGUGGGUGCAUUUGUCACAUCCAGUCAGAAGAUAGGUGGUCUAGUUGAAGAUCAGGCAAACGCUGUCAAAGCAGCCUUUGAGGCCGAAAGGACGUAUCUACUGGUUGCAACAAAAGCCAAAAAGCCCGAUCAUACGCCGCCCGAAUUGAUGACAGAGCUGCACCGUCACACUUCGUCCGUCGAUGAAAUUCGAGAAGCAAACCGACCAUCACCAUUGUUCGUCCAUCUAAGCGCCGUCUCAGAAGGAAUUGUAGCGCUGGGAUGGAUUGUGGAGAAGAGACCAGCAGAUUUUGUGACGGAUACAUUAGGAGGGGCUCAAUACUACGGUAACAAGAUCUUGAAGGAAUAUAAGGAGAAGGACAAGACCCACGUGGAAUAUAUUCAGGCCUAUUACAAGAUCUUCCGCUCACUAUCAGCAUACGUCAAGGAGUAUUUUGCAACCGGUUUGACGUGGAACAAUGCAGACGGAAUUGAUGCUUUAGAAGCCUUGAAGCAAGUUCAAUCAAGCGGAACUGUUUCGAAAGCUGGUGCACCUGGUGGCGGCCCACCGCCGCCGCCACCACCACCUCCUCUGCCAAAGUUCGAUAACAACGGGCCUCCACCACCACCUCCGCCACCAUCAUCCUCGAAAGGUGCUGCUCAGGGUGGUGAUAUGACGGCGGUGUUCGAUCAGCUCAACCAGGGUUCCGCGGUCACAUCUGGCUUGCGGAAAGUCGACAAAUCCCAGAUGACACACAAAAAUCCGUCACUUCGCGCCACUUCGACUGUUCCAGAGCGAUCGAAUUCACAAACAUCAGCUGGAUCAGCAGGUCGUGGCAAAUCACCAUUACCAAGUAAGAAACCCGAUAGCCUAAGGUCUAAGAAACCAGGCCGUAAAGAGCUUGAUGGCAGCAAGUGGAUUGUGGAAAAUUUCGACAACACUCAAUCUGAGGUGAUCGAAAUCCCUGCGGAACUCAACCACAGUAUUUUGAUCUCAAAAUGCAAUAAGGCCAUCAUCAAGGUCAACGGCAAAGCCAAUGCAAUCUCCAUCGACAAUUGCGCUGGCCUGUCGAUCUUGGUGGACUCACUGGUCUCGAGCUUGGACGUGAUCAAAGCUACAAAAUUCCAGGUUCAGGUCGAUGGCGUGGUACCGACAAUACUUCUCGAUCAGGUGGAUGGAGCACAGAUUUACCUUUCCAAUGCCAGCCUAGCAACCGAAAUCUUCACAAGCAAGUGCAGCGCACUCAAUGUUGUUCUGCCACCUACAGACGAUUCGGAGGAUGAUUCUAAGGAGAUCCCCUUCCCCGAACAGCUGCGAAGUGUGAUCAAGAAUGGUUCUUUGAUCAGUGAGAUUGUGGAGCAUGCAGGUUAA